GCUUCAUAUGCUGUUUACCUUAACACGUGCGGGAGUUUUUGUUUAUAUUUUUACUCGUGGUUUUCGCUUAAAACCAGCCGUAAAAUGAAGUUUUCUUAUAAAUUUUCCAACCUGUUGGGCACAAUAUAUCGCAAUGGAAACUUGGUCUUCACUCCAGAUGGAAAUUCAGUUAUCAGUCCGGUUGGCAAUAGGAUUACGGUUUACGAUUUAAAAAACAACAAAUCUCGAACCCUGUCCCUGGAAUCGAGAUAUAACUACACGAAUCUAGCUCUUUCCCCAGAUGGAAGUCUGCUCAUUGCGGUCAACGAAAAAGGAGAGGCACAGCUUAUCAGCAUGAUGUCCUGCACAGUGAUACAUCGGCACAAGUUCCAAACGGGCGUCCAGUGCAUCUGCUUUAGUCCCAAUGGAGCAUUUUUCGCCGUGGCUGUCCAGAACAUAGUGCUAAUAUUCUGUGCCCCGGGUGAGAUCACUGGAGAAUACAAUCCAUUCGUGCUGCGGCGGAGAUUCCUAGGCGGCUACGACGACGUCACAUGGCUGGACUGGUCCUCGGACUCUCGGCUCUUGGCUAUUGGUUGUCGGGAUAGCUCCACCAAAAUCUGCGCCAUUAACUAUACGAAGAACUUCCGCACCUACAACCUGAGUGGCCACACGGAUGCCAUUGUGGCAUGUUUCUUUGAGGCGAACAGUUUGCAUUUAAACACCAUAAGUCGCAAUGGUCAGCUAUGUUUGUGGGAAUGCAGCAUGGCUCCUUCCGAUUUGGAGGAUGCGGAGAGGCCGGCAAGUGAUCUUUCUCAAAGAAAAAGGGUCAAAAAGGCCGAUUCCGAAAAUGAGUCCGAAGAUGACGUUGAAAAUGUGGUCGAAAAGGAAGUUGUUAAGGAGGAGUCUUCAAAAAUAGGCGAUGAUGUUAACGAGCUAAAGGAUGAGGCAGAAAAGAAGGAACAUCCCUUCUUCUACAAGAAACUAACCCGCCAUUAUUUAGCCGAUGAGCCGCGCAAGGAGCAGCGAGAUGUGCAGCUGACGGCAGCUAACUACAACACUCGCACCAAGGUUCUGGUGGUCGCCUUUAGUUCCGGAGCCUUCUACCUUUACGAACUGCCCGACGUUAACAUGAUCCACUCGCUGAGCAUCUCUGACUAUCCAAUUUCGGCGGCCCUCUUCAACUGCACCGGUGACUGGGUGGCGUUGGCUUCCCGGGAGAUUGGCCAGCUUCUGGUGUGGGAGUGGCAGAGCGAACAGUACAUUAUGAAGCAGCAGGGGCACAGCAGUGAGAUGACGUGUAUUGCCUACUCCUCGGAUGGUCAAUUCAUUGCCACCGGUGGCGAGGACUCUAAGGUGAAGUUGUGGAACACGCAGAGCAGCUUUUGUUUUGUCACUUUCAGCGAGCACACAAGUGGAGUGACUGGCAUUCAGUUUAGCAGGAACAAGAAGUUUCUGGUUAGCAGCUCUCUAGAUGGCACAGUGCGCGCAUUUGAUGUGAACAGGUACCGCAACUUUAGGACCUUCACAUCACCGAGUCCUGCUCAGUUUUCCUGCGUGGCUGUUGAUUACUCAGGCGAACUGGUUGUAGCUGGUGGGCAGGACGUAUUCGACAUAUUUCUCUGGUCAGUUAAGACGGGCAAGUUGCUGGAGAUCAUCAGUGGCCAUGAGGGUCCUGUUGUUUCCCUGGCAUUCUCCCCAGUGGCCACAUCAUCCACUUUGGUGUCUGGUUCUUGGGACAAAACCGUUAAGAUCUGGAACUGUCUGGAAAGCAACAGCGAGCACGAAACUAUCGAUGCAGUCUCAGAUGUAACAAAUGUGACUUUCAGUCCCAGUGGUGAGGAGAUUGCCGUAGCCACUCUGAGUGGUAAUAUAACCAUUUUUGACAUCAAAUCAGCGGGCCAAGUGACUAGCAUAGAGGGUCGCAAUGAUCUUAGCGGGGGACGCCUGGAAACCGAUAUAAUAACAGCGAAAAAGAAUGCGCAAGCCAAUUAUUUUUCCACUAUAGAGUAUUCUGCGGAUGGAGAGUGCAUACUGGCUGCCGGCAAGUCGGCCAACAUCUGUAUAUAUCAUGUCAGGGAGGCUAUACUUCUGAAGAAAUUCGAAAUCACACAGAACCACAGCUUGGACGGUCUUAAUGACUUCAUUAGUCGUAAACAUUUAAGUGAGUUUGGUAACAUGGCACUGGUGGAAGACCGUGAAGAGCUGGAGGGUGGGAAAGUGGCCAUUAGAUUGCCUGGAGUUCGCAGUGGUGACAUGUCCUCCAGACGAUUUCAGCAGGAGGUUAGAGUGUUCUCCGUCAAGUUCUCACCCACGGGUCAGGCAUUUGCUGCUGCAGGAACGGAGGGACUCUGUAUAUAUGCUUUAGAUAAGGGCGUUGUCUUCGAUCCAUUUGACCUAUCGCUGGAAGUCACACCGAAAGCGGUUCACGAAUCCCUGAAAAAGCAGAAUUACACCAAGGCGCUGGUCAUGUCCCUGAAGCUAAACGAGCCCAAUUUGAUUGCCCUAGUGCUAGAGAGAGUGCCGUAUAAGGACAUCGAACUUGUUUGUGCGGAUCUGUCGCAGGAGUUUGCCCAGCGACUGCUGCAACAAUUGGCCCGCCAUCUCCAGUCCACGCCGCACAUCGAGUUCUAUUUGCAGUGGAGCUGCUGCCUGCUGACCAAACACGGAAACCAGGAUGGAGUUUUUCAGCACACGGGAUUGCUGGCCCUUCACGAGGUUCUUUCCAGGAAGUACGAAAUGCUCAAUAAAAUCUGCGACUAUAACAAGUAUACGUUGAGAGUACUUUUAGACAGAGCUGAUAAAUUUGAGAAGGAAAAUGAGGACAAAACAAAUGCCAAGGAGGAUGACAGUGAUGAAGAAAUGCUACUGAUCAGGGCAAAGAAUGACGAGGAUGGGCAGUCGCAAUUCAGCGAUGAGGAAGAGAGUGCCAGUGAAUCAGAAGAAGACGUUUAGGAGUUGUAUAUCCAACGUUUUAUCACUCCUGUUACCAAAACCAAUCAUUAGUUUGUUUGAUAGAUUUACGCGCCUUGUCUUUUAUUAAGAAUAAAUUUAAAGCUUUUCGAUAACAUUA
Drosophila rhopaloa is the source of this 3049-nucleotide messenger RNA. Its product is annotated as periodic tryptophan protein 2 homolog. The record is from RefSeq and is a predicted model, not a curated record. Gene Ontology annotation, cellular component: small-subunit processome; Pwp2p-containing subcomplex of 90S preribosome. Gene Ontology annotation, molecular function: protein binding. Gene Ontology annotation, biological process: ribosomal small subunit assembly; maturation of SSU-rRNA from tricistronic rRNA transcript (SSU-rRNA, 5.8S rRNA, LSU-rRNA). Bases 85 to 2931 code for a protein of 948 amino acids. NCBI's taxonomy places the organism in Eukaryota, Metazoa, Arthropoda, Insecta, Diptera, Drosophilidae. The transcript has 10 exons.